AUGGACGACGACGAUGGGCUGAUGCUUAACUUUGCGCCUGUCGCAGCCUCGCCCUCUAAACGCCCAAAGCAGACAGCCAAGGCUCGAUUCGCUCAGAAGAGGACUGCGCAACAGCAAAGGAGGCAAGCUGUCAAUGGAAUCUCUGAGAACAGUGUUGUAGCUACAGCUUAUGCUUCUCCCCCCGCUCAGGCAUCAAGUAGAUCAGCAACAUCAACCGACUCGACAAGAGCAAAGUCUCGACCAGCAGCUUCGUCCACAGGUCUGGCAGCUCCUCGAUUCGACCCUCGAUCAAUCCCUUCUGUCUCUUCUGUCUCUUCUGCCUCUUCUGCCUCUUCUGCACAAGCCAAGGCAUCUACUGCUGCCCGCCCUGGCUCCUCAGCACCAAAGUCAAGCAGCAACAGUGGCAAAGUCAGUGCGCUCUUUCCUUCGCACGGAGUGCUCGAACACUCUGACUCAGCUCCUAUUCCCUCUUCACGCCCGGUCUACGAUCCGACGAAUGCCCCUUCAGCAGGCUCCGAUUUCUCCUCAUGCGGUCUCGAUCCUCUGCUCGUCUACCAUCUCGAAUCAAAGAUGAAAGUAGGAUCCAACCCGACGCCCAUCCAAAGAGCGGCUCUUCCGCAUCUCUUACAUCAAUCUCUCGACCGCGAUAUCCUCAUCCAAGCACAGACCGGUUCGGGCAAAACGCUCACUUAUCUCCUCCCCAUCGUGCAAAGCCUCUUGCCACUCUGCCAAGAAUCGUUCAUCGACAGAUCCGUCGGCACGCUGGCUAUCAUUCUCGCUCCUACGCGUGAACUUGCUCGUCAGAUCUACCAAGUCUUGGAAAAGCUCGUUUCGCUCGCACUCAGUCUCAAGGAGCAGAGCCAAGGUGGAGAUGGUGCGGUGAGGAGGACUCGAUGGCUCGUGCCUGGUUUGCUCUCUGGUGGCUCCACCAAGAAUCACGAGAAGCAGAGAUUACGAAAAGGAUGCCCGAUCCUAGUCUCGACUCCAGGACGCUUGUUGGACCAUCUGCAGAACACAUCCAGCUUUGAUGUGGGUAAAUGCCGUUGGCUUGUGCUCGAUGAAGCCGAUCGCUUGCUCGAGAUGGGUUUCGAAGAACAGCUUGGUGGUAUCGUUCGUGCUCUUGAUGGUCGUCGUAACCUCGCCUGCACUGCUGCACGUCAAGCCAUGCCAGGCUAUGAGCAAGGAACAGCACCUGGUCAUCUCGAUUGGAUCCCAGAUCACGAGGUCGUGGACACUCUCGGUAUCACCUGGUGGGCGCACCCAAGGCGCGUUGUACUCUGUUCGGCAACGCUCGAUGAAAACGUACAGGUUCUGGCUGGUAAGACUUUGGUCAACCCCAGGAUCAUCCGCGGUAUCAAGGACGACACUCCCGAAACCAAGCAGGAUGCAUCUGCAUCACCUCACGCUACCACCGCCGACGAGCCGAGUAGCGGGCCGAACAAGUUCGCCGCACCUGCACAGCUCGCUCAGAGCUUUGUUGCCACUCCACCCAAGCUUCGACUUGUCACGCUUCUCUCUCUCUUGCGUGCAUACAUCUCUCGCGCACGUCGAUUAUCUGAACAGGCUCACCUAUCCAUCCGCCAAACAGGUGCUGGUCGAGUAAUCGUCUUCAUCAGCUGCACAGACUCGGUCGACUUCCACUACGCCGCACUCGGAGGAGCCAAGAUGAUGGCCGAAGAAAACGAUCCCAACGCUCCCGAAGAAGCUCAAGACGACAAGUUUGCCGCCCACGCCACAUGCGAACUCAUCCCUGGCAUCCCUAUCUUCCGCCUUCACGGUUCGAUGAGCCAGCAAGAACGUAUUGCCUCCCUCAAAGGUUUCUCUGGCACCGCAACCAAGAAACAAGCCCAAAACAUUACCCAGCAGGGCGGAUUCCAGGGAAGCAUCUUGCUGUGUACCAGUGUAGCCAGUCGUGGUUUGGACUUGCCUGAUGUUGGAUGUGUCGUUCAACUCGACCCACCGACGGAAGGUGGGGUUGAAGAGUACCUCCAUCGAGUUGGUCGAACAGCUCGUGUGGGUAGACGAGGGGAGAGUUGGCUCAUGGUUCUACCGCAAGAGCUUGGUUGGAUCGAUAACGUCCUCGAGCCACACAUGACCAUCCAGGGUCCUACCUCGAACGAUGCUCUCAUCGAAUCCAAGAACAAAGGCUACGCUAGAAAGAUCAGCUCAGCAUCGAUUGAGCUUAUCCUUCAGCAAGGUUUUGGCGGAACAUCAGGUACAUUGGAGUACCAGUCUCGAGCAACUGGAGUUCAACUUGCUUUCGAACGAUGGGUUAUCUCUGGCGAACGACCGAGUUUGCUUGCGCGGAAAGCAUUCCUCUCGCAUGUCAGAGCUUAUGCUACUCACUCUGCGGAGGAGAAACAGUACUUCAACGUUCGUGCUCUUCACCUUGGACAUCUAGCAAAAGCUUUCGCUUUGCGUGAAGCACCUCGUUCUCUCGGUGCUAUAUCUUCUGCCAUCGCUGCUACAUCCACUGCCAUCGUUGCAAAGCAAGCCAAAACAAACAUCAAACGAAAAGCACACUCGGAAUCAUCAGACUCGCACUCCGACUCAGAAGAGCAAGAUGGAGGAUCAGACUACGAAAGCUCGCGCAAAAAGCAAAAGGGAGACGCUUUCGAACUUGGUAAAGACGCACUGGCAAAGCUUACUGAAAGCAUCAUUGCGAAUGUAGAUGGUUCGAAUAGAAGUAAGAAGCUGGCCAAAGAAGCUGCAAGGGCUGCGGCGGCGGCCGGGGUGGCGGGUGAAAAGGCAAAACAGACCGAUGCAGAGUCGAGAAUGUAUGCAAAGGUCAGAGCGUUGGGUAAGAUGAGUAAGAAACAUGGUGUGUUGGGUGCUCAUGGUGCGGAUGAGUUCCAGAUUGCCUAG
This is a messenger RNA of Ustilago hordei, 2865 nucleotides long. RefSeq lists its product as uncharacterized. Gene Ontology annotation, biological process: ribosome biogenesis. The transcript has a single exon. The record is from RefSeq and is a predicted model, not a curated record. Gene Ontology annotation, molecular function: nucleic acid binding; ATP binding. Gene Ontology annotation, cellular component: nucleus. Bases 1 to 2865 code for a protein of 954 amino acids. NCBI's taxonomy places the organism in Eukaryota, Fungi, Basidiomycota, Ustilaginomycetes, Ustilaginales, Ustilaginaceae.